Penicillium taxi is the source of this 576-nucleotide messenger RNA. Its product is annotated as DNA-directed RNA polymerase II core subunit RPB9. The transcript has 4 exons. Gene Ontology annotation, molecular function: DNA-directed RNA polymerase activity; zinc ion binding; nucleic acid binding. The coding region runs from base 1 to 576 and encodes 191 amino acids. Gene Ontology annotation, cellular component: RNA polymerase II, core complex. The record is from RefSeq and is a predicted model, not a curated record. Gene Ontology annotation, biological process: maintenance of transcriptional fidelity during transcription elongation by RNA polymerase II; transcription-coupled nucleotide-excision repair; DNA-templated transcription. NCBI's taxonomy places the organism in Eukaryota, Fungi, Ascomycota, Eurotiomycetes, Eurotiales, Aspergillaceae.
AUGUCUGCGAGCCCCGCUCCCUCCUCCGAUGGCGCUGAUGGCGCAGAAGUCACCAAGCAGUCUGAUCAGAUUCAUUUCAAAUUUUGCCGCGACUCCAACUUGCUCUACCCCAAGGAGGACCGCCAGACCAACACUCUAAUGUUCACUUGCCGCACCUGCCAUGUUGGCGAGCCCGCAACCUCCCACUGUGUUUACCAGAACAAGCUUAACAAUGUCGUUGGCGAUACUGCCGGUGUGACCCAAGAUGUUGGAUCUGACCCGACGGUUUGUGUCCCCGACUUUCUCUCCCUUGCUGGAUUUUGCACCCUCUGCGGCGAGGAAACCGCCUGCGCUGUUUGUGGCGAGUCCACCUUUGGACUUGCCGCUUUCUUUGAAGAGGAGGAUGAAUACAAUAGCACGAAUCCAAGCGAGGGUUGCAAAAUUAGCGAUGCCAUUGAAGCACUUCCGCGCGCACACAAGCUUUGCCCGAGUUGCGGCGAGUUCGAGGCUGUCUUCUUUCAGUCUCAACAGCGUUCUGCUGAAACUGGAAUGAAGCUCUACUACGUCUGCUGCGCAUGUGGAACUGUUUUCAUGUGA